This is a messenger RNA of Miniopterus natalensis, 5383 nucleotides long. It is a transcript of the gene TRPM1, whose product is annotated as transient receptor potential cation channel subfamily M member 1. Lineage: Eukaryota; Metazoa; Chordata; Mammalia; Chiroptera; Miniopteridae. Gene Ontology annotation, cellular component: plasma membrane. Gene Ontology annotation, molecular function: calcium channel activity. The record is from RefSeq and is a predicted model, not a curated record. Gene Ontology annotation, biological process: metal ion transport; protein tetramerization; monoatomic cation transmembrane transport.
ACCCCAGGGUGCAGGCGGGGGCGUCAUGGGCUCUCAGAGGAAGAUGAACAGCUCCUUCAAGCGGGGCUCGCUCAAGAGCUCCACAUCGGGGUCGCAGAAGGGACAGAAAGCUUGGAUAGAGAAAACCUUCUGCAAACGGGAAUGUAGCUUCGUCAUUCCCAGCACUAAAGACCCCAACAGGUGUUGCUGUGGCCAGCUCACCAACCAGCACAUUCCCCCUCUGCCCAGUGUGACAUCGGCCAAAAACGGGGAGGAAAACCAAGAGCCAGAGACUCAGCCUGAGAAAUGGUCUGUUGGCAAACACACCCAGAGCUACCCAACAGAUUCCUAUGGGACUCUCGAGUUCCAGGGAGGUGGAUACUGCAAUAAAGCCAUGUAUAUUCGUGUGUCCUAUGACACUAAGCCGGAUUCGCUGCUGCAUCUCAUGGUGAAAGACUGGCAGCUGGAGCUCCCCAAGCUCCUCAUAUCUGUGCAUGGAGGCCUCCAGAACUUUGAGAUGCAGCCCAAGCUGAAGCAGGUCUUUGGGAAAGGCCUGAUCAAGGCCGCCAUGACCACGAGCGCCUGGAUCUUCACUGGAGGCAUCAGCACCGGUGUCAUCACCCACGUCGGCGAUGCCUUGAGAGACCACUCCUCCAAGUCCAGAGGCCGGGUCUGUGCUAUCGGCAUCGCUCCCUGGGGCAUCGUGGAAAAUAAGGAAGACCUGAUUGGGAAGGACGUGACCAGAGUGUACCAGACCAUGUCCAACCCCCUCAGUAAGCUGUCUGUGCUCAACAAUUCCCACACCCACUUCAUCCUGGCCGACAACGGCACCCUGGGCAAGUACGGCGCUGAGGUGAAGCUCCGGCGGCAGCUGGAAAAGCACAUCUCCCUGCAGAAGAUCAACACCAGGCUGGGCCAGGGCGUGCCGGUCGUGGGCCUCGUGGUGGAAGGGGGCCCUAACGUCUUCUCCAUAGUCCUGGAAUACCUCCGAGAAGAGCCCCCGGUGCCCGUGGUGGUCUGCGACGGAAGCGGACGCGCCUCGGACAUCCUGUCCUUCGCACACAAAUACUGUGAGGAAGGAAGGAUCAUAAAUGAGUCCCUCAGGGACCAGCUUCUGGUCACCAUUCAGAAAACGUUUAAUUACAGCAAGACGCAUUCGCACCAGCUGUUUUCGAUGAUCAUGGACUGCAUGAAGAAGAAAGAGCUCGUCACUGUGUUUCGGAUGGGAGCGGAGGGGCAGCAGGACAUGGAGAUGGCGAUUUUAACUGCCCUGCUGAAAGGAACGAAUGCAUCAGCCCCGGACCAGCUGAGCCUUGCACUGGCCUGGAACCGCGUGGACAUAGCACGAAGCCAGAUCUUUGUCUUCGGGCCCCACUGGCCGCCCCUGGGAAGCCUGGCCCCCCCGGCGGACAGCAAGGCCACGGAGAGGGAGAAGCAGCCACCCACGGCCACCACCAAGGGGGGCAGAGGGAAAGGAAGAGGCAAGAAGAAAGGGAAGGGGAGAGAGGAAGCAGAGGAAGAAACCGACCCCCGGAAGAUCGAGCUGCUGAACUGGGUGAACGCUUUGGAACAAGCCAUGCUGGACGCCUUAGUCUUAGACCGUGUGGACUUUGUGAAGCUCCUGAUCGAAAACGGAGUCAACAUGCAUCACUUCCUCACCAUCCCGAGGCUGGAGGAGCUUUACAACACGAGGCUGGGCCCACCGAACACUCUUCAUCUGCUGGUCAGAGACGUGAAGAAGGGCAACCUGCCUCCGGACUACCACAUCAGCCUCAUAGACAUCGGGCUGGUGCUGGAGUACCUCAUGGGCGGCGCCUACCGCUGCAACUACACCCGCAAGAGCUUCCGCACCCUCUACAACAGCCUGUUUGGACCCAAGAGGCCUAAAGCGCUUAAGCUUCUGGGAAUGGAAGAUGAUGAGCCCCCAGCCAAAGGGAAGAAGAAAAAGAUGAAGAAAGAGGAGGAAAUUGACAUCACCAUGGACGACCCGGCCGUGAGCCGCUUCCGGUACCCCUUCCACGAGCUGAUGGUGUGGGCCGUGCUCAUGAAGCGCCAGAAGAUGGCCGUCUUCCUGUGGCGGCGGGGCGAGGAGAGCAUGGCCAAGGCCCUGGUGGCCUGCAAGCUCUAUAAGUCCAUGGCCCAUGAGUGCUCCGAGAGCGAGCUGGUGGACGACAUCUCCCAGGACUUGGACAACAACUCCAAAGACUUUGGCCAGCUGGCUGUUGAGCUGCUGGACCAGUCCUAUAAGCACGAUGAACAGAUUGCCAUGAAACUGCUCACCUACGAGCUGAAAAACUGGAGCAACUCAACCUGCCUCAAGCUGGCUGUCGCGGCCAAACACCGAGACUUCAUCGCUCACACCUGCAGCCAGAUGCUGCUGACUGACAUGUGGAUGGGGAGGCUGCGAGUGAGGAAGAGCCCCGGCCUAAAGGUCAUAAUGGGGAUUCUUCUGCCCCCCACCAUCUUGUUUUUGGAAUUUCGAACCUAUGAUGACUUCUCUUAUCAAACAUCCAAAGAAAACGAAGAUGGCAAAGACAAAGAAGAAGAGACUCCGGACGCGAAUGCAGACGCUGGCUCGAGAAAGGGAGAUGAGGAGAGUGAACACAAAAAGCAACGGAGUAUCCCCAUUGGGACGAAGAUCUGCGAGUUCUACAACGCUCCCAUUGUCAAGUUCUGGUUCUACACAAUCUCGUACUUGGGCUACCUGCUGCUAUUCAACUAUGUCAUCCUGGUGCGCAUGGAGCGCUGGCCUUGCCUCCAGGAGUGGAUUGUCAUCUCCUACAUCGUGACCCUGGCGCUGGAGAAAAUCCGAGAGAUCCUCAUGUCGGAACCCGGCAAACUCAGCCAGAAGAUAAAAGUUUGGCUGCAGGAGUACUGGAACAUCACGGACCUGGUGGCCAUCUCCGUGUUCAUGAUCGGAGUGAUCCUGCGCCUGCAGAAGCAGCCGUACAUGGGCUACGGCCGGGUCAUCUACUGCGUGGAUAUCAUCUUUUGGUACAUCCGCGUCCUAGACAUCUUUGGCGUCAACAAGUACCUGGGGCCCUACGUGAUGAUGAUCGGAAAGAUGAUGAUUGACAUGCUGUACUUUGUGGUCAUCAUGUUGGUCGUGCUGAUGAGUUUCGGGGUGGCCCGGCAGGCCAUCCUGCACCCGGACGAGGAGCCCUCCUGGAGACUGGCCCGGAACAUCUUCUACAUGCCCUACUGGAUGAUCUACGGAGAGGUGUUUGCAGACCAGAUAGACCUCUACGCCAUGGAAAUUAACCCUCCUUGUGGUGACAACCAAUAUGACGAGGAGGGCAAGCGCCUCCCCCCCUGCAUCCCAGGCGCCUGGCUGACCCCGGCCAUCAUGGCGUGCUACCUCCUGGUGGCCAACAUCCUGCUGGUCAACCUGCUCAUCGCGGUGUUCAACAAUACCUUCUUUGAAGUAAAGUCCAUAUCCAACCAAGUGUGGAAAUUCCAGCGGUAUCAGCUGAUCAUGACGUUUCACGACCGGCCAGUCCUGCCUCCACCGAUGAUCAUUUUAAGCCAUAUCUACAUAAUCGUCAUGCGUCUCAGUGGUCGCUGCAGGAAGAAGCGAGAAGGGGACCAAGACGAGCAGGAUCGAGGACUGAAGCUGUUUCUCAGCGAGGAGGAGCUGAAGAGGCUGCAUGAGUUCGAGGAGCAGUGCGUGCAGGAGCACUUCCAGGAGAAGGAGGACGAGCAGCAGUCGUCCAGCGACGAGCGCAUCCGUGUCACCUGCGAGAGAGUUGAAAAUAUGUCAAUGAGGUUGGAGGAGAUCAACGAAAGGGAAAGUUUCAUGAAAACGACCCUACAGACUGUGGACCUUCGACUCUCUCAACUGGAAGAAUUAUCCAGCCGAAUGGUGAACGCCCUGGAAAACCUCAACGGGAUCGACAAGGCCGAGCUCGUGCAGACGCGGUCCCGGGCCUCCUCCGAAUGUGAAGCCACUUUCCUCCUGCGGCAGAGCAGUGCCAACAGCGCCGACAGCUGCAGCGUGUUCCGCUGCCACUUCCACGCGGAGGAGCUGUGUGAGGACGCGGUGGUCUCCAUGCCACCUGGGACUGGGUUCAGGCAAGAAGCCCGCUCCUUGGGCAUGAGGGAGGAAAAAGACCCGAAAGCGCACCUGAUCCCCGGGCGCCAGGGCAGCCUUCACCUCCCACCCGGAGCCAGCGCCAGCGCCCCGGCCACACCGGAGGGCAGUCGACUGGCCUUAGACAACGUAAAGCACGCUUCGGAGCCAAAAUCAGGCCCAGAGAUUGGGAUUUCAGCCGAAGGUGACCAAAGACAGGCCAACUCCAAAAAAGAAGAAACGACGUCUCCACGUUUACCUCCAACAGAUGUCACGCCUGGACUGAGUGAAUCGGAUUUGCAAACCACGCAGCUAACAGUGGAAACAGCAACGGUAGAAGGCGCUGUUUCUCACCCCCUGGAAGACAUAAAAAUGACACGCUGUCACCCCGAUGACGUGUUCAGGGCUUGUCACACUGUGAAGUCCAGGAGCUUUGUGUAUUCCCACGGCAGGAAGCGGAUCAGCAGGGUCAACAAGUGGAGCGCGGGACACAGUUCAGUCGUGGAUCAGGCGUGUCCCCCGGCGGUGCAGCAGUGGACCACGGAGUGGGAAUACCAGGUUCAGAAGAUCACGCGCUCUCGCAGCACCGACAUCCCCUUCGUGGUGUCAGAAGCUGCGGUGCAGGCGGAGCGUCAGGACCAAUGGACAGACACCGAGGGUGACCACUGUACACCUGAAACGGUCCCUCCCGCCGCUCGCUUGUCGCCAGCUGUUGCCGAGAGAACUGAGAAGGACAACUUACUGACUGUGAAACCAGACCAAGCUUUGGGGUUCCCGUCUUCAAGGUCGAAAAGUUUACACAGCCGCCCCAGGAAUGCUAAAGCCGUUCCAGGCAAAUUAGACAGACGUGGCCAUGCCAGCAGCGCAAGUAGCCUUGCAGCCGUGUCUGCGGUUAAAAGGGAGGAACAGCAAGCUAAGCAGGAGCGAACCUCCCCCGAGACUGAGUGCUAGCGUGUUUGGUUUCUCUGAUUUUUAAAUCGAAGCCACCGAUGAGUGCCGCCUUGGCCGUUUAAACAGCAUCAGUUUCCGAAAACGUUUUCAUGAAAAGCACUUGGCAGUUUGCACGUGUGAUAAAAAUUUAAUGCACUAAAUUUAAAGUAUUAUUUUGUUAGCAUCUGUUAGUAAACUUAGCUUUUUUUUUUUUCCAGUUGGAGUAGGAUCGAAUGAAAGUGACGGUAAUCCAAUCGAGAUUAAUGACUCAAUCAGUACACAAGAGUCUACAAUCUCUAUUUCCGAGGGCCACCAAAUAGCCUAAGAAAUGCCUCUGGGUGCCACCGAUAGGUUUCUUAAGGAGUAAGGAACUGUGUAAGAAACAGAAAAUAAAGAGAAAGCAAA